Messenger RNA from Tuber aestivum (summer truffle), 2545 nucleotides. Lineage: Eukaryota; Fungi; Ascomycota; Pezizomycetes; Pezizales; Tuberaceae. The record is from the annotation of a GenBank genome assembly.
UGUUACAUUCACACCCGACCCUCAAAAACGGCCUCGCAGCCACCUAAAUACACAAUGCACCAGUGGGUUCCCCUUCCCUUCGUCCUUGGUGCUUUCAAAAUAAUGGCUAUUCUCUGAUACUCCCCCCAGAAAUAUGCAAGCCGAUAUCAGUGGAGACUUCAGUGGGAAUUCAGGGGAUCAUCCUAUUCCCGGUAGCGGUAGCAAUAAUAACAUGAACACGGGUUACCUCACCAAUGUUUCCCAUCUCAGAACGACAUAUCAGGCCUGCCCAUCUAGAGCUGGGGACCGAGGUAACGCCAGCUUUCCCUCUAACUUUCCGGCAACCUGCUAACGUUCUAUCGCGGCUACAAGAAGCGUCCCGACCCCACCGGAUUAUUCCCUAUGGCAGGAACAACAUGUCUGCUGACCAUAAUGAUCUUGUCGGGUCGGUAGGGAGGCUUUGCGAGAGGAGUGGUCCCAACCGGAUCGCACUUCAUGGGUUAGGCGGUUCUGGGUAAUUAUGUAUUCAUUAUUUUCUUUUACGAAUGGUUUCACUAACGUUGCUUAGAAAAACUCAGAUUGCCCUCGAAUAUGUCCACCAGCGCACGGGCGAGACCGGUCAUAACGAUUUCUGGGUGCAGGAGAGUAGGAUAUUAAAAUUUAGUGAGGGCUUCAGGGCUAUUGCCCAGCAUGCUCGAAUUCGCCCGGCCAUUGUUGUGACUGACGAAGGGGGAUCCCUGCCGCGCACAGAGAGGUGGUUUGAAGGCCCAGAGAGCGGUGACUGGAUUCUGGUUAUCGACAAUGCCGACAACGACGCCGACUUUGAUGGCAACAACAGCCCUAUCGCCAAGUUUAUACCACAGGGUCCGGGGCGGGGGACCGUGGUUCCCGCGGCCAGGCCGCCAUCGGUCGCGUCUCGCCAGGGCUGCGGGGUGGUCGAGAUUGAAGAAAUGGGGGAGGAAGAAGCCCUGGAGUUGUUUUCGAAACGCUUUGGUAGCCGGGACGCUUUGGGAGUUGAAGAAAAAGGGUUUAUCGCGAUGAUCCUGAGCUCCCCGCGUCACGUGCCGCUGGCUAUUAUCGGUAUGGCAGCCUUCAUGACCGAAACCAGGGCACCGCCAUCCGCUUACUGGGCCAUCUUCCGGGGGAGCGAUGGACAAGCAAAGAGACUACUUUCACAGCCGUUUUGUGACAUCCAACGAGAGGUUGAUAUGACCGAAAGUAUCCUGGCUACAUACUUUGUCACCUUUAACCGGAUCGCAGAAAAGAUGUGCCUAGUAGUUGAUCUUCCCCGGCUAAUUGCAUUCUUCGAUCGUCAAAACAUACCCGAGGAGCUAUUGAGUCAGCCCGGAAUGGAUGAUCCAGUUGAGUUUCAUCAGGCCAUUGGAAAGCCUUGGGGAUUCCCACCGUUUAUCAGUAUCAGGUGUGAGAGCAAGACGUUUUACGAGCUUCACCGUUUGGUCCAACCGUCUUUACAGCUUUAUUUGCCAACAGAAGGGACUGCUCUGAGAGUGAUCCCGCGAUUGUCCUUUCAGAAGAGAUUUGUGCAUCUGGGAGUGGUGAAAUCAUAUGAGGGAAAGUGGACACUGGAGGGGUGCGAGAAGGUUCUUGGACCAGACUGCCCCGACACCCUAUCGAGUGUCAACAACCUGGCCAUUGCACUUCUGUGUCGAGUAAGGUACGGGGAAUCAGAGACCAUGAAUUGGUAUGCCCUAGAGUGGUACGAGAAGAUUCUAGGACCAGACCACCCCAAUACCUUAACAAGUGCCAACAACCUGGCUCGGGUGCUGCAGCACCCGGAGGAGUGCAAAGAAUUGGAGACGAUGAGCCGGCAUGCAGGGAAGAGACUACCAAGACAAGUGGGUAUAACAUAGCCACAGUUUGCAGCCCAUGUGGUUCAUCGCUUUGGGGGCCCGCAGCCUUCGACAAGGAUGACGGGCCGACAAAGCAAUUUAUCAUUUGGAGUUAUCUUGGCUAAGAUAGAGGUGACGGGAGUGGUCUACCACUUCCCACCAACCCGGGAGGUAUGACGAAUCACACACGAUGAGUAUGAGCUGUUAAGGUGCUGUUUACUAGCAAGUAGGGACACUUUUCGUUAUUCGGCGCUGCUCGUCGACCUUGCGCACUGGGAGCCUUGGGCUGGGGAGAACGGUAUCACGGGGGACUUCCGAUCUCGCACGUAUUGCUCGCCCACCGUUUCCUACCUACGGGCGAACAGCCAACCUUUUAUACGCGAAUCAAAAAAGAAAACCCCCCGCCCCCCCGCAUCCUUCCAAGAAGAUGCUGAGCUACUGCAUUCAUUGGUAAAUAGAAUCACCGUCUUUCCUCCCUAAACAGAAACAAUAUCAAGAAUAUGCACUAAUUUUCCGAGGUACGAAUCAAAGCUUUUAUGUUUACGACGGACAAGUGAGCACCGGUGAUGGGGUGAUGGGAAAUAAUAUUUGUGUAUGGAGGAAGUGUUGGGGUUUUUUUUGUAUUCUUUUCAGAUUUUAUUUUCAAUUGUUACUUUUCCCUUUCAGUGUUAUACCGGUCCAUAUUUUAUAUAGAGAAUGAAAUGAUGUCAUGGGCC